AUGGAAACGAAGCCGAGAGCAAGCCCUAGCAGUGGAAAGGAGGCCUAUGAAAUUUGUCCCCAGGGACUACUGGUGUUCAGCGGCUCUUCAGAACAGGACAUGAACUUGGCCAAGCAAUUUUGGAUCACAGCUUCAAUGUACCCUCCUAAUGAAUCCCAGUUGGUGUCUGGAGGCAGCACUCAGCGUCUGCCGGUGGCCGGGGUCUCCAAGACCAGUGAGGCUGAGAAAAGUUACUUGCAGUCUUCUUUCCUUGAGAAAAACAGUAAGUACCAAGUUUUAUGUCUUCAACAUCCUGACUCUGAGAUUCUUCAGAAAAUGGAUAAGGCUACAGAUGAUAUUGCUGAAACCCUAAAGAUUGAGGAGAAAGAAAAGUAUCUCCAAAAGGCUAAAAGGAGAGAUGAGAUUCUCCAACUCUUAAGAAAACAAAGAGAAGAGAGGAUCUUGAAAGAACUUGUCUCCCUUCCUCACAAGCCAAAGACCAAAGUACACAAAGCAAAGAAACUGAUUCCAGAGUCAAAUAAAGAACAAGAAGAAGUCAAAGCCUUGAACUAAUUUGAUGGACACACGGCAGUGGAUGGCUUACUUUGAUCUUCACUUUUGAAACAACCUGCCUUUACAUCAGGUUCAUUGGGGUCAUCAGUUAAAAUAGGCAGAGAAAUAAAAGUUAAGUAUU
Molecule: messenger RNA, 673 nt
Organism: Artibeus jamaicensis (Jamaican fruit-eating bat)
Lineage: Eukaryota; Metazoa; Chordata; Mammalia; Chiroptera; Phyllostomidae
Gene: HOATZ
Product: HOATZ cilia and flagella associated protein
Exons: 6
Coding region: 1-552 (183 amino acids)
Biological process (GO): cilium assembly
Source: RefSeq, a predicted model, not a curated record